AUGGAGGAAGCACCACGCUUUGCCGGCAUGACCGGCCAAAAGCUGUCUCUAGCCGUCUCUACUGUAGCGACAUGCGGCUUUUUACUUUUCGGAUAUGAUCAGGGUAUUAUGUCCGGCAUCAUCAGCGCCGAGCCUUUCAACGCAGCUUUCCCAGAGACAAAAGACGACUCUACAAUGCAAGGCUUGGUCACAGCUAUCUAUGAAGUCGGCUGCUUGGCCGGCGCCAUGAGCAUCAUCUGGGCUGGUGAUGCGCUCGGUCGUCGCAAAUCCAUUAUGCUUGGGGCAUUCGUUAUGGUGAUUGGCGUGAUUAUCCAGGUCACUUCAAUGCCGGGUCAUGAAGCGCUGGCUCAGUUCAUUAUCGGACGAGUUGUUACGGGGAUUGGGAAUGGAAUGAACACUUCCACAAUUCCCACCUAUCAAGCUGAAUGUUCUCGUACCUCGAAUCGAGGGCUCUUAAUUUGUAUUGAAGGUGGUACGAUUGCGUUCGGCACCCUUAUCUCAUAUUGGAUUGAUUUUGGUGCUUCGUACGGACCGGAUGACUUGACUUGGAGGUUCCCCAUCGCGUUCCAAGUCGUCUUUGGGGUUUUCAUCAUUGUUGGAAUGUGGUUCAUGCCUGAAUCGCCGAGAUGGCUUUGCAUGCACGAUCGAACAGAAGAGGGAGAAGCGGUUAUUGCCGCCCUUCAAGGCAAGCCGAUAGCUCACAAUGAUGUUCAACUGCAAAAGACGAUCGUUCUCGACUCUAUCAAGGCGUCCGGGCAAGGAGGCAAGCCCGCGCCGCUAAAGGAGGUGUUCACCCAUGGUAAAACGCAACAUUUCCGCAGAAUGCUUUUGGGCGUGUUGUCUCAGAUCAUGCAGCAAAUUGGUGGCUGUAACGCCGUAAUCUAUUACUUCCCUAUCCUAUUUGAAAAUUCGAUAGGUGAAACCCAUGCCAUGUCCAUGCUCCUUGGCGGUGUGAACAUGAUUGUCUACUCCAUUUUCGCCACCACCUCAUGGUUCCUUGUUGAGCGUGUUGGACGCCGAAAGCUCUUCUUAAUUGGUGCCGCUGGCCAAUGCCUCUCCAUGGUCAUCACAUUUGCCUGCCUGAUACCUGAUACCCCGGCUACUGCCAGAGGAGCCGCUGUCGGUCUCUUUACGUAUAUCGCAUUUUUCGGUGCCACGUGGCUUCCAUUGCCCUGGCUUUAUCCUGCCGAGAUCUCACCCAUCAAGACGCGAGCUAAGGCCAACGCCUUGUCGACUUGCUCCAAUUGGCUGUUCAACUUUGCCAUUGUCAUGGUGACUCCUGUCAUGCUUGACGGUAUCGGCUGGGGAACAUACCUUUUCUUCGCUGUCGCUAACGCAUGCUUUGUGCCGAUCAUCUACUUCUUCUUCCCCGAGACGGCUCGGCGCAGCCUUGAGGAGAUUGAUUUUAUUUUCGCCAAAGGUUUCUCAGAGAAUAUAAGCUACGUUAGUGCGGCGAAGCAGUUGCCGCACUUGAAUGAGCAAGAGAUUCGAGAAAUGAUGUUGCAAUACGGUUUGGCGAGAAAUGAUUCGAAUAACGUCACCGGAAACGGACCCGGAUCUGGAUUUGGGUCAUACGGCGAAUUUGAAAAGCAUGAUGGCGCUGGACUGGAAAGCUUUGAAAACAGCAGCGGCGACAGCACUCCCGUGAAUCGCGAGGGAGAGGGAAAAAUGGCGUAG
This is a messenger RNA of Uncinocarpus reesii 1704, 1677 nucleotides long. RefSeq lists its product as uncharacterized. Lineage: Eukaryota; Fungi; Ascomycota; Eurotiomycetes; Onygenales; Onygenaceae. The transcript has 5 exons. Gene Ontology annotation, cellular component: membrane. Gene Ontology annotation, molecular function: carbohydrate:proton symporter activity. The record is from RefSeq and is a predicted model, not a curated record. The coding region runs from base 1 to 1677 and encodes 558 amino acids. Gene Ontology annotation, biological process: transmembrane transport; carbohydrate transport.